Messenger RNA from Colletotrichum scovillei, 2400 nucleotides. RefSeq lists its product as uncharacterized. The coding region runs from base 1068 to 2078 and encodes 336 amino acids. Lineage: Eukaryota; Fungi; Ascomycota; Sordariomycetes; Glomerellales; Glomerellaceae. The record is from RefSeq and is a predicted model, not a curated record. The transcript is spliced from 2 exons.
AUAAUACUUGUCUUUUACAAGUUAGGAGGAUUGGAUCCAGUCCGUUCCUUCCUUCGCCCAGCCAGCGCAGUCAACCAAACACACACACCGGGACCAACCAACCAAGGGAAAAUAAACGACCGAACGCAAUCUUUCUCAAACUCUCCAGUCUCAUUUUCUUUCGCUCUGAUUUCCGUGUCCUUCUGUCUCGUACCUUUUCUUUUCCCUAAACUUUCUUCCCACAUUCCUGCCUGCACUACACUUCCAUCCUUUCACCACGUUGCCCUUCGACGUUUUCCCCGUUGCCGUCGCGUGGGUUCCUCCCCUACCUACCUUAUUCAACCUCCGUUUGAGCCUCUCGAUCCCUCCGUUUGUCACAUGCCCGGGUUCCCCCGUCCAUCCCUCCAAGUUCGUCCCAUGCGUCCGCUCCGGUUAUGACAUACGGACGGCCGCAUAGGGUCCCCCAGCAACAACCACUUCGAGAAAUUUACUUUGAAGCCUGCCUAGCACGCUUCAGAGAGCACAAGCACAGGCACACAGGCACACAAGCCACACCCAAAAGGUCGCCGGACUACAGCGAAAGCACCCGCCAAGCAGAGCUCCGGACCUUCGGUUCGAUCGACGGGGAUUCGAGGUCCACGCUGCCUCGUACGCAGUGGACAGUGGAGUUCCACAACGCGUACCUGACGUCUCUCACCAUCCCAAAUAGGGUCGUCCCCGGCACCCCGUUCGCUCCAAGGGGAGGGAGCCAAGGCCUACUCUACGGGAAACGUAAGCUACAAAACCUGUUCGGACGGUGUGGCCGUGCCGCCCGCGUGCCCGCGCCCGCCGUCCGUCAUUCACUUCGCUCCAGCUCCAGCUCCAGUCCCCUGAUCCCCCAGUCGGGAUAUUUUACCCCCCAAAGGGCCCAAAGGGGGCGCUCCUACGCCCAUUUAUCAUUGGGGCGCGCGCCGCACCGCACCGCCAAAAUCCGACUACCCCUCGAUCUCAUUGUUGUGCGCCGUCGCCGCCAAGCAACACUCUCCUGAUCCCCCCAACAAUUCCCUCGAAAAGGACACUUUCGAGGGAAUCGGAGGGCUCGCCGAAUCAUGAGCAGCCCUACCGUCGGGUCCCUUCUGGCUGCCAUUGCGAUACUCGUCAGCGAUGGCCUGCGUAUCUUGAAGUUCGCCGAUAAGCGCCAAUGGGGACCUGACGAGCACGAGCAAUUGCGCCUGCUGGAGGAUACCCUCGACGACGCCAAGAAAGACUUUCAGGAGCUAUCUGUCCUUGUCAACGGACAGCGCUAUUACAUGAACGACCGCAAACCUCCGUCGAUAGCCGAGUUGCGAGCUUUACAGUCAAAGGUUGAGCAUCAUAUCGACAACUUUCAAGAUUGGGCGAGAACAGGCGGACCGAUCAAUCCGGUAUGGGCACGAGAAACGACGCAACUGCGCCGCGAACUGCAUCGCGCACAAUGCCGAGCGGCUAGGAGGAUAUUCGCGGCUGAGCAAGAGGCCUCGGCAAGAUGCCUGGGCGCCUUUCUCGUCUACAGAAAACAGCGGGAAUGGCAGAGUCGGCCAGCUACUUCGGAGGAGGAACACCAUCGACGACACGUGGAAGAGGUAGUAGCAUGCAACACGAGUGGCAAGUUUGAGCGGUUUGGCGACGGAGGCAUCGCAUUCGUUUGCGACUUUUGCGACGGCCAUCUUGUAUGGGAGGACCUGGAGAGCAUGCCAUCAUUACGGACAGCUGAAGAAUCCAGCACGCGCCCAGUACCGCCUAUUUCGCCCACGACCGGGAUGCCAAAUUGGCAGGCAACCGGGUUCACAGCCGAUAAACGAAGAGAGGAGAAGACGGUCAUAUUUGCGCCUCUGGCUAUAGCGAAUCAUAUGGCGCCAUAUCAGGGAGACUGGGUAGCUCGACUCCUGUGUCCCUUUUGCGAUGAGGCGCCAUACACCGAGGCAGGCGGUGAUAGCGACGACGAAAUGCGGAAUGCCCAGGACGAAUCCGGCUUCGAAGAUCUACAGGCCUUCCAGGAGCACCUAGAGUGGCAACACACAGCUGCAUCGAUACCCGCAGUCCCCUUGCCCAAGGCAGCCAAGGACUGCGUGGUGAUGUGACAUCAUUAAUUCGACAACGAUGUUUAUUGGUGGCGUAAAAAUGGCGGUUCGUUCGUGUACAUAUAUUCACGUUGUGUGGUCUUGACAAUGGCGAGGCGUUGGGGGCUUCCAAAGAGGGCGGACGAUAUCUCAUCCGCACCUACGACUUAUGGAAUUAUCAUUUACUUUAUUCGAUGGCAGAAGGCUUUCCACCCCCUCAAGUGUUGGGGAUGGCCCUCACGACCGGUCUGGACAGACCCAUGCAGCAACAGAGAUACCAUGGUCAGGUAGUGCUGGAUCAUAAUCCACAUUCAAGACGCAAAAACCAAUUCUUGUUUUGUUG